AUGGAUGUGAACCAGAAGGAAAAACUGACGCUGGUGGCUAGAAAGGCUUGUUUUGGUCUGCCCACGGCGUGCCCAACAUGCUUGCCCGUUUACAUAUACCUAAGAUUCGCUCAAGUACCCUUUGAUUUGGAUUUCAAUCUCAUGCACCCUGAUUCAGGUCCCUCUCUCUCUCUCUCUCUGACGUAUAGUAGUAGGCAACCUUUCUUUUUUGCCUUUCUUCCAGCUUUUCCAGAUAAAGGGCUAAUAGAGUUGCGCUUUCUUAGUGCAUUACCUUUCGUUAUCAACUUGUUGUUUUAUAGCAUGAAGUUACCUGAUGUUCAGACAUUUGUUCUAAGUUAA
This is a messenger RNA of Ilex paraguariensis (yerba mate), 339 nucleotides long. NCBI's taxonomy places the organism in Eukaryota, Viridiplantae, Streptophyta, Magnoliopsida, Aquifoliales, Aquifoliaceae. The record is from the annotation of a GenBank genome assembly.